Molecule: messenger RNA, 3586 nt
Organism: Chiloscyllium plagiosum (whitespotted bambooshark)
Lineage: Eukaryota; Metazoa; Chordata; Chondrichthyes; Orectolobiformes; Hemiscylliidae
Gene: cdc7
Product: cell division cycle 7 homolog (S. cerevisiae)
Biological process (GO): protein phosphorylation; mitotic DNA damage checkpoint signaling
Cellular component (GO): nucleus
Molecular function (GO): protein serine/threonine kinase activity; ATP binding
Source: RefSeq, a predicted model, not a curated record
UGCUGUGCUUUUCCAGCACCACUCUGAUCUAGACUCUGAUCUCCAGCACCUGGAGUCCUCACUUUUGCUUAGUUAUCAGUUAUUGAGUGUCCAGGGCGGGAGGUAUCAGUUAACCACGUCCCAGGCGGGAGGUAUUGGUUAUCCAGUGUCCCGGGCGGGAGGUAUCGGUUAUCCAGUGUCCAGGGCGGGAGGUAUCGGUUAUCUAGUGUCCAGGGCGGGGGAGUAUCGGUUAUCCAGUGUCCCGGGUGGGGGGUAUCGGUUAUCCAUUGUCCAGGGCAUGAGUUAUCGGUUAUCCAGUGUCCAGGGUGGGGGUAUCGGUUACCCAGUGUCCAGGGCGGGGUUAUCGGUUAUCCAGUGUCCAGGGCGGGGGUAUUGGUUAUCCAGUGUCCAGGGCGGGGGAGUAACGGUUAUCCAGUGUCCAGGGCGGGGUAUCGGUUAUCCAGUGUUCAGGGCGGGGGAGUAUCGGUUAUCCAGUGUCCCGGGCGGGGGGUAUCGGUUAUCCAGUGUCCAGAGUGGGAGGUAUCGGUUAUCCAGUGUCCAGGGCGGGGGAGUAUCGGUUAUCCAGUGUCCCGGGCGGGGGAGUAUCGGUUAUCCAGUGUCCAGGGCGGGGUAUCGGUUAUCCAGUGUCCCGGGCGGGGGUAUCGGUUAUCCAGUGUCCAGGGCGGGGGUAUCGGUUAUCCAGUGUCCCGGGCGGGGUAUCGGUUAUCCAGUGUCCCGGGCGGGUAAGUGCCGGUCCUCCGGGGCCGGGGGGCGGAGUUACUUUCGGCGGGCAUUUUGGCGCUUUCUCCGUUUGUGUGCGUCGGUCGGUCCGGACUUGUGUCGGGAAUCGGUUGUCGGUGCUCACUUUCCUUCGGGAGAUACCAUGACAACACCUUUAGAUAGCUUGUCAAAAGAUGCCAUCAAUCUGACUCUGCAUAAUCAAAUGAAGAAUGAUUCUGGUAAAGAAAAUGAAGAUGGUUGCAAACUUUCAACAGAGAUUAAAAUGGAUAUUGACAGACUAUAUGAAGUAGUACCUCAGUUAUCCAAGAUCUUUUUCAUAGAAGAUAAAAUUGGUGAAGGUACAUUCAGUUCUGUGUAUUUGGCUACUGCUCAGUUGAAGUCAGGAAUGGUAGAGAAGUUUGCACUUAAACAUCUAAUUCCCACGAGCCAUCCAGUGCGAAUUGCUGCUGAACUUCAGUGUCUGACAGUUGCUGGGGGUGAAGACAAUGUAAUGGGAGUUAAAUACUGCUUAAGGAAAGAUGAUCAUGUGGUUAUUGUCAUGCCAUAUCUAGAGCAUGAGUCCUUUUUGGAUCUUUUGAGUUCUAUAAAGUUGGAAGAUGUACGGGAGUAUAUGUAUAACUUAUUAAAAGCCUUGAAACGCAUUCAUCACUUUGGUAUCAUUCAUCGUGAUAUCAAGCCAAGUAACUUCCUAUAUAAUGGACGCCUGAAAAAGUAUGCAUUAGUGGACUUUGGUUUAGCUCAGGGUACACCUGACACUAAAAUAGAACUCCUUAAAGUCGUAAAGACAGAGGACCAACAGGGAAGUAGCUCAAAGAACAAACCGACAACCAGCACUGGAAAUAAGCUUCCAAACAGUGGAACAGCGAAUAAACCUCUGGCUCAACAUGCUUCUGGCAAACAGCCUAUUAAAAGGCCCUGGCCUCUUUCACAAGCUAAAAAUGGAAAGGGAGAUUCAUCAGUUCUGCGCUCUGUAUUUGGGGAAAGAAAUUUGAACGUCCGUAGCACUGAAGUUUAUGAAGGUACAAGCAGUAAGCCAAUGAGACCUACAAAAACUGUAGAUGUUCCAUCCAGAAAAAUAAUAGUGGCAAAACGCAAAAUAACAACCAAGUGUACAGCAAGCAGCUUAAGCCGGAGGCCUGCCAUUUGUCCAUCAGAACUAACUUGUGACUGUUACACAACAGAUAGGAUUUGCAGUGUUUGUCUCUCAAGACGCCAACAAGUUGCCCCAAGAGCAGGUACUCCAGGAUUCAGAGCACCAGAAGUCUUAAUGAAGUGCCCACAUCAGACUUCAGCUAUUGACAUGUGGUCUGCAGGCGUCGUCUUUCUCUCCUUGCUGAGUGCCCGAUACCCAUUUUUCAAAGCCAGUGAUGAUUUGACUGCUUUGGCACAGAUCAUGGCUAUCCGUGGAUCGAAAGAAACCAUUCAGGCUGCUAAAUCAUUUGGUAAAGCAGUUUCGUGUAGCAAGGAAUGUCCAAAAUUGGAUUUGAAGACUCUGUGUGAAAGACUACGAGGAACAGAUUGUUCAAGUAAAAGAAAACCAAACCAAAAAAUUGAGCCAAAGGAGAGGUUACAAAUUGCUGGCAAUGUGCCAGCUCCAACUAGAAAGGAUGAUGAAAAGUCUGAUUCCUUGAUAUACAAAGAAGAGUUUCACAGCCAACCAAGAAGAAUCAAACAGGAUAUUCAAGGGGACUCUGGUUUCAAAAGCACAGCUAGAUCAUCAGAUAUAAAGGGCUGGACUAGAGUUCCAGACCUAGCAUAUGACCUCCUAGACAGGCUUUUAGAUUUGAACCCAGCAACUAGGAUAACAGCAGAACAGGCUUUGAAGCACCCAUUCUUUGAAGACAUAUAAGUCAUUGGAAUAUUAAAUGAUUUGUGUUGCAUGUGUGGGAUAAGCACAGAAUUACAUGAUUUAGUACUAGCAGGUGCUUAUUUAAAGCAGAUUUUAUUGACUUCAAUUCUGAAUUUUAUACCAAUUGAGUUAAAUCAGCCAGCCUCCUCUUUCAAUCCAGUCAUGGAAUUUAUUUAUUUCCUUCAUAUUCCUGACCACUGCCAUUCCCUUGUCCCCUUUCUCCAAUCCAUUGCUCUCUUUUGAGAGUUUAAAAACAAAGCUGCCUUUUAAACAAACAAGUGCUUCUAAUGAUUUUAAAAAUCAUUUUAUUUUCCUUCCUAACACUUCUAUGGCAUACAACAAUCCACACAACAUGUCGUAGGUCCACUCAUUUCAGCCCAUGUUCCUGAAGAGCCCACCACCUGGAUUGACUGAUUUACCGAUUCGUGGAGCAGCUGUGGUUGAAACUAACAUGAAAACCAUAUGAAAUUCAUCUCACCAAUGACUUUAAUGUGAAUGUCAAUGUGAAUUCUUUUUUUGAAGAACAGCUGGAAGAAUUGCACCUAAUUGGAAGUUGCAUUCUAUCAAUAAUACUGCCCAGUGCUAUUUGCAUUAUUUCACAUUUUGUAUGUUUUACUUUAAAGUUUUGCCCUUUCAAACUACUGUCUUCAAACAAAAUGAUGUGGCAGUCUUGCCUACGUCAAUAACCAUGAUAUUAAGCACAUUCCUCGUCACAUCAGUUAUAGGUUGCAGUAGCAUUUAUUAACAGAGAGAGUUAUUUGACAGCUUGUGCGAACAGAAGAGAACAAAAUUAAAAUAAAUAUUUGUUUAUUUCUGAACUGUUGGCGCUCAUCUUUAUCACUGAAUGUAGUGGCAUCCUCAAUGUUUGUGCAGUUAACUUGUACUUGUUUAGUUUUGUUUUUCCAUUUUAUAAUUUUAAAAUUUUGCUUUAUAGUUUUGAUUAAACCUAACUACCAAAACCGUUUUUAUAAUUUUGUUUUAGAUACCUGGCAAAACAUUAAAAUGCUUCAAAAUGUU